AUGGACAGCCCCAUCCCGCGUCCGGCGAUCCGGAGCACGGGGAUCGCCAUGAUCGUCCUCACAACCCUUGUAGCGAUCGCCCGCGCAGCCGUAACUUUCAUCCAGCAUCGCAACGUCACCGGGGAGGACCUCUGGCUCCUCGCCAGCUACAGCUUCUUUCUGGUCGUAUCUAUCCUAUAUCUGUACAUUGUACCAGCCUUCUUCCGCCUCACCGACCUCGCGGUCGGGGCCAUAGAGCCCUAUCCAACAGCUGGUGAUGACGCGGUCUUCAUUCAGAAGGGGCUUUUCGCUGCCUCCGCCAGCCUUUGGUUCUGCCUCUGGUCAGCCAAAUUCUCGCUCCUCUUCAUGUACAAGAAGCUCGUGGACAAACUGCCGCUGUACCUCAAGCUGUGGUGGGCACUUGCCAUUUUCUCUGCGCUGUCUUUGGUCGGCGCCAUGAUCACACUGUUCUUGGCCUGCUCCAGCAUGGAAGCCUGGUUCACCGCAGGCAUGUGCUACACGCCCCGCGACAUCGUCCACGCGGCGAUCAGCAUGUGGUACGCCUACGCCGUCGAUGUACUCACGGAUCUACUCAUUAUGUUCUUACCCCUCCGACUCGUCCUCAACCUACAGAUGCCCUUGUCCAGAAAAUUGGGUAUCGUCGGCCUGUUCUGUCUGGGCUGGAUCUGCAUCGCCGCCUCGACUAUCCGCGUUACACAACUUGCCAACCCAGGACACCAGCCCACCGUUCCGUGGCUCGCUGUCUGGGGCACGAUUGAGUCUGCUAUUGCAUUCAUCACCGUCUCGGGCCCGGGGCUCUAUCGUGCAGCUAAACUUUUAUCCAAGACCCGCAGGAAGUAUUACGUCAACGAAAUGUACCACGACUCCAACACGGGAGGAAAUUCGAAGCAGGGCGCGAGCCGACUUGGGAGAAGCCAAAUACAUGACGACUCGGUCCAGCUCCGGUCUCUAGGCGGGACAUCAGCUACCACUGCGGCCGCGUCCAACAGUAGCGAAGAGGAGCUGUUUGGCGUUGACAGAGGUGCCAUCCACCCUGUCUGCCACUUGGGCUUCCUCCACAUUGGCACAUCGACAGAGACGUCCACUCAAUUCCGCGAUCGACUGAGUGGUGACGGCUCCAAUUCGAUCCGAUCCUUUACCUCCACGCUGUCCAUGGGUAUUGUGCUCCGUGGCAGCCUCCUCCCCUGUAAGGCCCUGUCCGGUGACCGUCUGACACAUAUCUGGCGACAACAUCGCGCAUUCUUCGCGACUUUUGCUCCGGCGCUCGCCGCCCAGCGCCCCAACCGCCGCCAGCAACCCCCUGCGGCCGCCAUUGCUCCGCACACAACCUCCUAUAUCUCUUCCAGCCCCAUACCUGAAGACCCCCCGACUUUCAUAAUGGGCCAGCGAAGGAAGCGAUCAAGUGCUGCUGCCACUGCCGCCGAUACAGAGGAACCACACGGAGUUCGGCAGCAGACCACACCACCAGGCAGUGAGGAGCCUGCCAACACGAUGCCGAGCCUCGGACCCCGCAGAUCAGGCCGCCACGUCAAGGACGGCGUAGGCCUUCGCGCAAAGAACGACGACUCUGCCGCAAGCGCGAAGACUAGUCGGUCCAACAAGGCGUCGACGGCGUCCACGGGACGAGAUAAGCGCAGGACAGGCAAGAACAAGUCCGACGGUGACCAUAUGGACAUUGCCAUUGUGGGCUUGCGCGAGAUGGAGGACUCGUUCCGCGACGCGGUCAAGCGGCAGAAGCUCGCCCUUGGAGAAACCUCGCUCAGCAUACCGCCUGACGCCAUCCACGACGAGACAAGGAUGUUCAAUGGCGAACUGCGGACGGGCACGUCCGAGAUGCUGACAACCAACGACGAGGCGCCACAGGCGACGAAAGAUGAUCAGAUGCAAGCCCUCGCAUGGGGUCGCACCCCGCCGCGCGAGAAGAUCGACCAGGACCCGGAGUCGCCGUGCGAGGAUGAAGUUGAGGGCAUGCCGCCAGAGGACGAGUCGAGUGCCAUCCGCCAGGCUGCCUGGAGGCCGCCGCCCGUCAACAGUGAUAUCUUGCCCUUGCCGUGGAAGGGUCGACUGGGAUACGCCUGUCUGAAUACAUAUCUCCGCCUUUCAAACCCGCCCGUCUUUAGCUCCAGGACAUGCCGUAUCGCGUCCAUCAUCGAGCACAGGCAUCCGCUCAUGUACCCGGACCAGCCAGAGCAUCCUACCAAGAACCGCCCAGACAGGAAGCAACCUGCCGAUGUGGCACGUGGACAACGCUACCUGGAGAACCUUGGACUUACCAAUGCGCGCGACAUUGUCAAAAUGCUGCGGUGGAACGACAGGUACGGCAUCAAGUUCAUGCGGUUGAGCUCCGAGAUGUUCCCUUUUGCGAGCCACGAGAUUGCUGGGGAGCUGGGUCACCGCUUGACCACGCAUCCUGGGCAGUUCACACAACUCGACUCACCACGGAAUGAGGUCGUGCGCAAUGCCAUACGGGAUCUCGAGUACCAUGACGAGAUGUUGACAUUGCUGCGCUUACCUGAACAGCAGAACAAGGAUGCCGUCAUGAUCCUGCACAUGGGCGGCGUGUUUGGCGACAAGGCCGCAGCACUGGAUCGAUUCCGGGAGAACUACGCCAAGCUGUCUCCCAGCAUCAAGGCACGCCUUGUGCUCGAGAACGAUGACGUCUCGUGGACGGUGCACGACCUUCUGCCCAUAUGUGAGGAGCUCAACAUUCCAAUGGUGCUCGACUAUCACCACCACAACAUCAUGUUUGAUGCGGACAAGAUUCGCGAAGGCACGCACGACAUCAUAGACCUGUAUCCUCGUAUCAGAGCAACGUGGACACGAAAGGGCAUCACGCAAAAGAUGCAUUACAGCGAGCCAUGCCCGGAGGCCAUCACUGGACGGCAGCGGCGCAAGCAUAGCCCCCGCGUGGCGACACUCCCACCGUGCGCAAAUGACAUGGAUCUGAUGAUCGAGGCCAAGGACAAGGAGCAGGCAGUCUUUGGUCUGAUGCGCAACUUUAAGCUUCCCGGCUGGGACCGUAUCAACGACAUUGCGCCCCACGAGCGUGAUGACGAGAACAAGUCUCUGCCCAAGGCAACCAAGAAGAAGGCGAAGAAGUCGACACCAAAAAAUAAGAAGAAGGCUGCCACGGGCGAGGACGAAGACGGCGAUGCUGCCAUGCCGGACACUGCUGACGCUCCAGAGGCGGAAGAUGAGGCACCCAAAGAGCCAGAGAAAAUCCCCGAGAGCGAGGUCGGCAUGGGCGGACCAAACGGACGUGUCUUUUGGCCGCAGGGCAUGGAAGAGUGGUUGCGCCCGAAGAAGCGGCUGCUGACGAAGAAGAUGAUGAGCAAGCAGGAUGGCAAGGACGACGAAGAGUAA
Molecule: messenger RNA, 3363 nt
Organism: Microdochium trichocladiopsis
Lineage: Eukaryota; Fungi; Ascomycota; Sordariomycetes; Xylariales; Microdochiaceae
Product: UV-endonuclease UvdE-domain-containing protein
Exons: 8
Coding region: 1-3363 (1120 amino acids)
Biological process (GO): response to UV; mitochondrial DNA repair; nucleotide-excision repair
Cellular component (GO): nucleus; mitochondrion
Molecular function (GO): endonuclease activity
Source: RefSeq, a predicted model, not a curated record